This is a messenger RNA of Drosophila sechellia, 4008 nucleotides long. RefSeq names its product extracellular serine/threonine protein CG31145. Gene Ontology annotation, molecular function: protein serine/threonine kinase activity. Gene Ontology annotation, biological process: protein phosphorylation. The transcript is spliced from 13 exons. NCBI's taxonomy places the organism in Eukaryota, Metazoa, Arthropoda, Insecta, Diptera, Drosophilidae. The record is from RefSeq and is a predicted model, not a curated record. Gene Ontology annotation, cellular component: Golgi apparatus. Bases 16 to 2937 code for a protein of 973 amino acids.
AGUCCGCCUCAUUCAAUGUCACUUGCCUCGAGGACGAGUGUUAAGUCAGGCGGCAGCGAAGUGGACUUAAGGCAACGGAAUGCCAGCAUCCGGAACCUCUUCGCCCCCUCGCCGGCUGAGUUGGCCAAAAAAAAGGAAGCUCGUCAAAGGAGCCGCAGCCAGAGCAGCUUCUCGCUCCAAAGGGCCGGCAGCCAGGAUGACGGGAUUGGAAAUAGUAUGGGCAUGGGGUUUGGUAGCAAGAUGGGCAGCCAGAUGGGCCUGCCCAGUUCCAAGAGCUUCGAUGAUUACGCUCUGGGCAUAAAUCAAUUGCCAAUGACUGCGAAUCAAUCGGCAGUGAGACAAUACAAUGGCCAGGACCAUAACGAGCUGGGCUCAAGUCCCUAUGCACCGGCUUCUACAACGGCAUCGGCAUUGGUAAUUCCCAGGACAUCGCACAAUGGCUGCCAUCAGAGUGCAUUUGAAUUGGCAAUGAGCCGGACUCCAUCGAAGCACAAAAACUGGAAGUCGACGAGCCAGCUGGAAAAUUUUAUUAACAGCAACGAGAAGCUGCAGCAGGAGCAGUGGCAGGACACUUCUGUUGACUUUGGUAAUGAAAUGACCUGGGGCAAAUCUGCUGAGAAAUCGCUGCCAUUGAAUCACCUGGUGAAAGAAGAAGGAUUUUCCCUAGACGACCAGUGGGAUUUGGACUUUCAGACGGAGCAGCGCGAAAGUUUGCACAGCCAAAGCUAUCGACCGGCGGUCGCAGCGGCAGCUCAAUCGACGCCGUUGGCACAGCGCCUUCAGCGCUUUCGAUAUCGCCAGCAAUUGCAGUUGCAGUUGCAGCAAGAGCCGCAUCAGCAGCAGCAGCAGCAACAACAAACGAGUGCUGAUAUCGACGUUUACGAUAGCCCCUUUAACGGCCAGUUAUCAGCUGAACCAAUAGGCGUAGCCAAUUGGCGGAGGGGGAACCUCGAAGGGCCCGUUGGCGGGAGAGCUCCAGUUGAGGCAGAGCACUCAGCGGAGCAGGAGGAGCUGCCGCCGGAUCGAGUGCUAUAUCCAGACUCGGAAUCGGAGGAAGAGGAGGCAACGCCACGACGUCGUGUUGUGAUCAGGCGUCGCAUAGUUCGCACCUGUCGCACCGCUCCACAAGAUCCACAGACUCAAACUACAGAGGUUGUUCCGAAAACCUUCAACGAUAGCUCAACUCCUGCCGAGAUCAACGGCCGCAAUCUUGGCUGGCUGACCAGACUGCGCAGUUUUGGAUCGAUCAAUAGGAAAAGCCAGGAGACCGCGGCACCGGCAAAACGCGGCCAACAAAAAGCCAUUUCUCCUGCAAGCAACAACAGUUGCAACACCAAUCCCAUCAUGGCCGUCCUGCGUACUAUGAAAUUAAAGGAGCGACUGGUCAUCAGUCUGGGCGCCACCCUUGUCCUGCUCACCCUCCUGCUUAUCGUCGAUGUGCAGAUGGACUUCGGGGUGGCCAAUCGCCACCUCCUUCAGCAGCAGCACCAGAAGAUCCGACUGGGCAACGACUACGAUGCCACGGGUGGCGGCGGAAUGCUGCACGAGUUCAAGCGCAAAUUCCUGCAGAAGAGCAACUCCUCGGGCUCCAAGGAGGCAUCCACCCAGGCGGGGGCGAGCCAGAGUGGCGGGGCGACCAGUGGUCAGGAUGUGGCUGCCGGUGCUUCGGGCGGAGCAGCCGGACCCGGCACAUCAAGGAGCACAUCCACGAGGAAGCCCACACCACACGAUCGCUAUGCGGAUCUGCAGAAGCACCUGCUCAGCGAUGAGUACUCGCAUGUGAUUGUGGACAAUGCGCCGGAUGUGAGCAGGGACAAUCCCACGCUGGCCGAGAUGCUGCACCGCAAGGCCAGUGCAAAUGCCAGCAAUUUGGAGCGCUUCCAAUUGCGCAUCACGAAGAAGGAGCUGUACGGCGAGCAGGACACUCUGGUGGAUGCGGUGCUACGUGACAUGAUCAAGCUGCCAAUACAGCAUGUUGUGCAAAAGGAGGGCGGCACCCAGCUGAAAUUGAUCAUCGAGUACCCAAACGAUAUCAAGGCCUUAAUGAAGCCGAUGCGGUUUCCGCGGGAGCAGCAAACGCUGCCCAACCACUUCUACUUCACGGACUACGAGCGCCACAACGCCGAGAUUGCCGCCUUCCACCUGGACAGGAUCCUGGGAUUCCGGCGUGCCAUGCCCGUGGCCGGUCGUACGCUGAACAUUACGACCGAAAUUUAUCAACUGGCCGAGGAGAAUUUAUUGAAGACGUUCUUUGUUUCGCCAUCGCUGAAUUUAUGCUUCCAUGGCAAGUGCUCGUACUAUUGUGACACCUCGCAUGCCAUUUGCGGCAAUCCGGACAUGUUGGAGGGCUCCUUCGCCGCCUUUCUGCCCAACUUUGAGUCGGGCAAUCGCAAGGGACGCAAGCUGUGGCGGCAUCCCUGGCGACGGUCCUACCACAAAAGGAAGAAGGCCCAAUGGGAGACAGAUGCCAAUUAUUGUGCCCUGGUCCGGGAUAUUCCGCCCUACGACGAUGGAAGGCGACUGUACGACCUGAUGGACAUGGCCGUCUUUGAUUUUCUCACUGGCAACAUGGAUCGUCAUCAUUACGAGACAUUCAAGGUCUACGGCAACGAGACUUUCCCCCUGCAUUUGGACCACGGCCGUGGUUUCGGGCGGCCCUUCCACGACGAGCUCUCCAUCCUGGCGCCCGUGCUGCAGUGCUGCCUGAUACGCAAGUCGACGCUCGUCAAGCUGCUGGAGUUCCACAAUGGUCCCAAGCCGCUGUCCCAGCUGAUGGGCGAGUCCCUGAGCCAGGAUCCCGUCAGUCCUGUGCUCUGGCAGCCGCACCUGGAGGCCCUGGACCGCCGGACCGGCAUCAUCCUGCAAAGCAUACGCGACUGCAUAAAGCGCAAUCCGCCGGGCGACGUGGACGGAUCCGAGACGGACGUUUCCUCGUAGCGAUGAGGAGGCGACCGGAGUGAGCCCACAAAUCAUCCUAGAGCAUUAGAUUAAAUCCCCUAGCUGUUAGUCGCGUGUCCUGUGUGUUGAAACUGAAACAAAAAACAAUUAGCGUUAAUGUGUUGGUGGCAAUCGGUCUUUGGAAAAGAUCAACGUCCUAAGUGAAGGAAUCCCUGUCGCUCUGUCUGCACAUACCAAAAAACGGAAAUUAGAAAACGAGGCCAAGAGCCGAGGGCGGAAAUGAAUUCACUCUAAUGUUUAUACUUUCACCUAGAUUGUUUGUCGGGCAGCUGGAAAAUGCUUUGAUUGGCAAUGAAAUUUGAGUACCUCCCACCCAAUCGCACACCCAAAUCAAAACGAGCACUAUCGUACGCUUACAGUGGGUGCCAAAAGUAAACGAAGACGCCAUGUGCAAACAACUUGAACGGGAAAGUAAAAACUAAAAUAUAGGGCAAAUCUUGACAUUUUGCCAGCGUGCGCCAGAAGGCAAAAGACUAUAAAACAUAAACAAGAAGAACUAAAACUGGAAGGAUAACUACAAAAAAUUGAAACUAUUUUCUAAAUAUUUAUUUAUAAUUUUUGCAUACAUUUUAUGACUUUUACAUAUGUGCAUACACUUUUCUCGUAAGCAAUGAUUCCCCAACUCCCCACGCCCAUUCUCAAGAAAAGUUGUUGCAAGUUUAGUUCGUAAGUUGACCUAACAUUAUGGUCGAUAUCAGGCGUAGCUUUAUCCGAUUCAAGGAUCGUCUUAUUAGUUAGUCCAAUCAGUUCCAGCGAGAAUCAUGUACUUCAUCAUGUCGGAAGCAAAACAAACGUGGAACAACUACUGUUAACAAACUAAUUAAUACUAUUAUUGAGUACAUAGCUAAGUUAAAUUUGUUUUUAUUAUUGUAACGUUUUUCAAUUGUACCUAGAGUGGUUGAGAUAGAGAGCAUUGAUUGGCCAAGAAAAGAAGAAGAGACAGGUGAAUAGAGUGUGAAAACUAUGAGAAAACAACAACAAAAAUGUGUUAGACAUAGUAAAAUUUUAGUGAAAAUUUCUGAUGUAAUUAAUAAAAAAGUACCAAAGAAA